UUGUGGAAAGACAAAAAGUUGAUUUGUUCCUCAGAGGCUGCAGCUCAGCACAUCCAGCCAAAUUCGCAUGUCUCCGUGCGUCAGCGCAUGUUUCUGUGGGCGAGGACACAUAUGGUGAUGAGACCGAGCACAUGUGUUAUUGUCGCCUCCUCCAAGUUAAUCUCUGAAGAGGAGGUGUGGUCGCCUCCUCCUUCUUUUGGAUCCCAAAACUGAAUAUUCAACAGCAUUUUGCCUCGAGCUUUUCAUCGAGCGUCAGUGAAACGUCCUCGGGUGGUUCGAUUUUGAUACUUUACCUGGCUUUGCUCUUCUGACAUCUCUCUAAAAUGAGUUUCAGCAGUGAUAUGGAUGAGACGGAAGAUGGGAGCAACAGAGAGUUCGAGAGCGUGGAGAUGAAUAAGCUGCGUCAGAGCCUGCGCAGGAAGAAGCCCACCUACAUGCCGGAGGCCAGCCGGCCCCACCAAUGGCAGGCAGACGAAGAGGCUGUGCGAAAGGGCAAAUGCAACUUUCCUGUCCGGUACCUUGGUCUGGUGGAGGUAGAGGAGUCCAGAGGGAUGCAUGUGUGUGAAGAAGCAGUGAAAAAACUGAAAGUGAGUGGGAAAAAAACUGUCAAGGCUGUGCUUUGGGUGUCUGCUGACGGCCUGAGAGUAGUGGACGACAAAACCAAGGACCUCAUUGUUGACCAGACCAUUGAGAAGGUGUCCUUCUGCGCACCUGAUCGUAAUUACGACAAAGCUUUCUCCUACAUCUGCCGUGAUGGAACGACUCGCCGCUGGAUGUGCCACUGCUUCAUGGCCUUGAAGGACUCGGGAGAACGUUUGAGUCACGCGGUCGGAUGCGCCUUUGCCGCCUGCCUUGAGCGGAAGCAGCGCAGAGAGAAGGAGUGCGGGGUCACAGCUUCCUUCGAUGCGAGCCGCACAUCAUUUGUGAGGGAAGGCUCCUUCCGCGUCUCCUCAGCUGGACAGCAGAGUGACCGAGAGGACAUCAUGAAACAACUGCAGGACAAAAAGAAAGAAGUCUGUGGAAUUUCUGCAAUGCCUCCCGGAAAUGCAUCUCCUCCAGAAGGAGCGGCGUCUCCGGGGGAGCGAGCGGAGCCAGGCGGGCCUCACGCCAUCCCUCGCCGCCACGCUCCCAUCGAGCAGCUGGUGCGGCAGGGCUCUUUCCGCGGCUUUCCACAGCUCAGCCAGAAGAACUCCCCUUUCAAACGACAGCUCUCCCUGCGCUUGAAUGAUCUCCCGUCAACCCUGCAGCGCAAGACGGACUUCCAGACCAAGAACCCAGUUCCAGAGAUGGAUCUAUCAGUGGCAGGAGAGGUGGACAGCAUAAAUGCUCUCUGCAGCCAAAUCAACAACUCUUUCACCAAACCAUCUGAGGAUCUGUGUGCCAAAGCCACCAGCAACUGCUUACCACCCGCCAUUCCCCCUCCACCUGCUCCACCGCAAGCUACAAGCUCAUGGGUUCAGACAGAGCCGGCUGUCCAGUCUCCUCCACGCUCUCAGGGCGGCCAUAAACGAACCCCGUCCGAAGCAGAACGCUGGUUGGAGGAAGUGGCUAAAGCGGUGAAAGCCCAGCAGCAGACUCCGCCGACCCUACCACCGCCACCCACUCAGCAGCCUCCGCCGGUGCCCACCAUGCCCAUCGCUCCCGGUUCCCUUCCCUCCGCCAUGCAGCCUUUCCCGAUGGCCUUUGACGUCACUCCCGCACCCGUAGGCAUGUUCCCCCAACAGCCCCUCCAACCGGCUUUUGUACCUAUGCAGCCGUACAUGCCCAGUCUGGCCAACAGCAUGACCUAUCCCAACGCCAGUGUGCCCGUGGUGGGCAUCACACCGUCACAGAUGGUGGCUAAUGUAUUCUGCUCUGCGGCCGGGACAGGGGGUGGAGGAGUGGCGAUGGGGGUCGGGAUGGGGCCGAAGACGGGUACGCUUGGCGGUGGCCAACAAUCAGCUUUCCCCACCCUGUCCGGGGGCUUCCCCACCACCACGUUCGCAUCUCCUCCGACCGUCAACGGCCACCCGCAUAACUCCUUCCCAUCAACGACCACGACUACGAGUGUCACGCAAAACGGUAGUACCGUAAAAAGCGGCACCGGUUGGCCAAUGGAGAGUCUGAAUCUGAAUCCCACGGGCGGUUCCCAGGAAGCGGAGCAUUUUGAGGCGAAGUGGGCUGCUUUGGAGUCCAAAUCGCAACCGAAAGCGCCAAACCCUUUUUCGAAUGACUUGCAAAAGACUUUUGAGAUUGAACUAUAAUCGUAAGGAGGCUCUGAACUAUUUCAUACCCCAUUCCCCUUCCCCUUUUUUGUCUCCUAAGGGGUUUUUCUUAUGCUCAAGGGCAUUGGUUGAUGUAAGAGAUCAUUCGGUUGCAUUUUUAAGAAUCAAACGCAAGACCGUCACAACAUGUUGGGCACUUAAAAGACAGCUUGAAAGAGAUACCUGCACAUUACUUCCACCGGUAAUGACCCUUGCUUGGAAAAUGAAUGAUUUUGCUUGAAGGGAUAUUUUGAAAUUAGACGAUGGUCGAAGUUUAUUUAUUGUUCUUAUUUGAUUAGAAUGGUUAUUUUUAAUCAGAUUUUAAUUAUUCUCGGUUUUCCCUUAUUUAUUUACGUUGAACAGGGUGAAAGGAUUACUGGUGGAAUAAAUUGGCGACUUGAAAAUCGAUACACCAAAUGAUUAUGAUUGGGUUACGUUAUCUUGUAGAACUGAGUUUACGUUGUGGUGUAAAUAGCAUGCUUUCAGUUUACUUUAUUUAUUGCCCAUUUCUGUGGCCGUUAGGUUCAUUAAUUCCAAAUGAAUCAGAACCAUUGAAGGAUCCGCUCUGAAUCAAGCGGAUGCCGUUAGUUCCACCAACAGGUACAUUCCAACCCUGAUUAUACGAUGGUGACCCAUCAUGCAAUGCAAAAACUAGACCGAAAUGCCACUGUAGUGACCUUGACUUCUAGUAACCCUUUAGAGAUUUGGAACAAAAUUUCUGAGGUUUAUAGUUUUAUUUUUAUAAUCCGAACUGAUGAAAAAUAUGACUUUGGUCAACCUUAUUUGGUUUCAUAGGGCUUUUCAGUUGUUAUGAAUGUAUUUCAGAAACUCUAUGACCAUUAUAGGGUGGUAAAAUGUGUUAAAUGGGUGGUUGUGAAGGAAAUUUAGAAAAAAGAUUCGUUUUUGCAAGCAAUGGAACGACUACACAGACUCUUAAAGGGACAGAGUCAUUUGGUCCCGUUCAUGCAUGCUUAAAAUAUCCCAUAUUACAGUAUGUUAAAACAUUGAAUAUGCAUAUUAGUCUUGGCUUUUGUUUCUUGUCAGCACUGUUUCACUCGCUCUGGUCUAAGAAUGGGAAUAAUUGUCUUUAAUUGCAGGCGAAUAAUCACACACACUCUACGCUAUAAGAUCUCACGCAGUUAUCGUAACAAUAGAUUCGGAUGCCGCUCAUUCAAGAGGUUCACAUUUUCUCCAGCGUGGAGCAUUUAGGCACAUUUAUUGUUCAGUAAUGCUCGACGGUCGUAUUUUUAUUUUCUUGGGGAAUUAUCCAAGUGUGCGAAUAAGACGUUGAAUGAGCUUUCCGGAGUGUGUGGAGCCUCCAAGUGUCAAAGCUAGAUGAUCAAAGUCAGACUGCACACUGUGCUCGGCGAGGUGAACAAAUACACUCUUCCUGUGGAGAUUUAAUAGCAGUGGACAUUCGAGGCAGGCACAAUGUUUUUAACUCCUGUUUCAAAAGGCCAUUUUGACCGUCAUGUGUUAGAAAUCGACCUCCCGGUUUUCUUAUCAAUUGUUUAUUACAGGGUCAAGCGGGUGUAUUGUGGCACAAUGAAUCUGAAAAUAGUCCUUUUUCCAAAGACAAUGCAUUUGUAAUUUGGCCGAGCGGAUGUCGUGUGGCGUCAAACUGGUGAAUUUAUUACACUCGAUUGCCCUGGCUCUUUUUUUGUCCACGCUCUCCCCUUGACAAAAUCUAGGUUUUUUUUUUUUCAAAACCAGGGAAUUAAAUUACCUCAUAAAGUUGAUUGUAAACUUUAGUGUAGUGAUAACAAACCAGUGGAGUUUAUUUUUAAUCUUUAUUUACAGAAUUUUGUAUUUAAACCUACAUAUUUCUAUUGUAAUUACAUUGUAUAAAAGAUAAAUAAAUAAUAUAAUAUAAACAAUG
Messenger RNA from Puntigrus tetrazona (Sumatra barb), 4122 nucleotides. It is a transcript of the gene numbl, whose product is annotated as NUMB like endocytic adaptor protein. The record is from RefSeq and is a predicted model, not a curated record. Lineage: Eukaryota; Metazoa; Chordata; Actinopteri; Cypriniformes; Cyprinidae.